AUGGCAGUUGCAAACGGAGCCGCAGAGGUUGCUCCUCAGAAUGGCGCUGGUGACAGCACCGGCGGAUACAAGUUGAAAUUCUGCACCGUGUGCGCUAGUAAUCAAAACAGGUCUAUGGAAGCUCAUCUGCGACUAUCUCAAGCCGAAUAUCCAGUCAUAUCCUUUGGUACCGGAUCCCUAGUCCGCUUGCCCGGGCCGACCAUCACGCAGCCCAACGUGUACCAAUUCAACAAGACCUCGUACGACAGCAUGUACAAAGAACUGGAAUCAAAGGACGGGCGCCUGUACAAGGCCAAUGGCAUUUUGAACAUGCUGGACAGAAAUCGUGGUGUCAAGUGGGGGCCGGAGCGCUGGCAGGAUUGGGCCGUCGGUAUCCCCAGACUUCAGCAUUCCGCCGACAAGGGCGGUGAGGGAGUGGAGGGUGGCGUUGUAGAUGUCGUUUUUACGUGCGAAGAACGCUGCUGGGACGCCGUCAUCGACGACCUUCUCAGCAGAGGGUCCCCGUUGAACCGCCCCGUCCACGUCAUCAACGUGGACAUCAAGGACAAUCAUGAGGAGGCUCAUAUCGGCGGUCAGGGCAUUCUGGAUCUAGCCAACUCGCUCAACGCGGCUGCCAGGGAGGAGAGGCAAGCAAUUGGCGCCGCGGCCUUUGAAAGCGGGAGUGCCUCGAGCCGAGCUGCUUUUGACGAGAGGGUGCCUGAAAUACUCGGUGCCUGGCAAGAAAGAUGGCCAAACUUGCCGUCAACAUGGACCUUGGCAUGGUUCUAG
This is a messenger RNA of Metarhizium album ARSEF 1941, 768 nucleotides long. Its product is annotated as protein SSU72. Gene Ontology annotation, molecular function: RNA polymerase II CTD heptapeptide repeat phosphatase activity. Bases 1 to 768 code for a protein of 255 amino acids. The record is from RefSeq and is a predicted model, not a curated record. The transcript has 2 exons. Gene Ontology annotation, cellular component: nucleus; mRNA cleavage and polyadenylation specificity factor complex. Gene Ontology annotation, biological process: termination of RNA polymerase II transcription. Lineage: Eukaryota; Fungi; Ascomycota; Sordariomycetes; Hypocreales; Clavicipitaceae.